AUGACGCCGCCUCCGCCAGAUGUCAUCGAGGCCUUUGGUUUGAACGGGUCUCCUGAACCAAUGCCUGGCGGGAGAGGCCUCUGUUACAUUGUUGAUCAGGUUGUCUUCAAGCCGUCAGACGAUGAUGUAGAGGCACAGUGGAUCUCGAAACUAGUCGCGGAUCUCCACAUCAGCUCACAAACAUUAUAUCGCCUCGCAGCCCCCAUCUCCACUGUGAGCCGGCCUGGAACAUUCCUCUUCAAGGGCUGGACUGCGUCUGCCUUCAUGCCUGGGUCCGCAUCGCCAAGGGGGCGCUUUGCGGACAUAUUCGGAGCUAGCCGAGCAUUCCAUGCCGAUUUAGCAGUUCUUGUGCUGAGCAAGCCUGACGAGAUCGGAAGACAGUCGAACAGAUGGACCAAGGCAGAGAGCGUGGUUUGGGAUGGUGUCGAUGUGGACGAGAUUGAAGGGCUUCACAAGGCGACAUUGGCGCAAUUUCAACCCUUGCUUGACAAGCUUUGCCAAGUUUGGCGGCCUCUCCCCGACGAUAUUCCAUGUCAACUGAUUCAUGGCGACUUGACUGGCAACCUGCUCUUCGAGGAAAACAUGCCACCCGUCAUCCUCGACCAUACCUUCUACUGGAGGCCGGCCGAAUAUGCCAAUGCCAUCGUGGUUGCGGAUGGCCUCGCUUGGGCUGGUGAAGACCGGGGACUGGUCGAUCUAUACAAAGCGAACGACAAUUCGAUUCAACUACUGGUGAGGGCGAUGUACUGGCGGUGCCUGACGUAUGCCAUUGAUACGGAUGUGGAGUGGAUUCGGAAGGCUCUCCCAAAUGCCGACUACCCAAAAGCAGUAGAGGUUGAAGUGUCCGCUGCUUCAGCCAGGACUACGCGACACCUCGACGAAGCCAAUGUCGCCUCGUCUCUGACAAGGCUGAUCUCCAUGACAGCCGCGACCAAGCUCCACGCGGAGUCGCUGUCCCAUGUGCCGUGGAAGAUGCUCCCCUCCACGCCGACCCUCAGCUUCACCAUCCCCAGCCUCCACGACGGCAUCACCCUCGAUUGUCGCGUCUUCCAUCCGCGCUCGCUGACCAUCUCCGGCUCCAGCUCCAGCUCCAGCUCUCGGUCGCCCGGAUCAUGGCGCAAGAACGUUGCUAUCGUUGCGCACCCAUACGCGCCCCUCGGCGGUAGCCAGGACGAUCCGGUGGUGGACUUGGUGGCGGGGACUCUGCUGAAGACGGGCUUUGUCGUGGGCACAUUCAACUUUCGAGGUGCCCGCGGAUCCGCAGGCCGGACAUCGUGGACCGCCAAGGCCGAACGCGCCGACUACGCAUCCUUCGCCGGCUUCCUCUUCCACUACGCGCACUUCCUCGACCCCUUCCCUCGCGACCUGACCCACGAUAGACCGACAUCACCUACCGGCCCUCCUCCAUCUCCCGCCGCGAUUCCUACCACACCGACGAUCCCUCAGACAAGCAAAGAACCCCCCGUCCUCCUCUUCGCAGGCUACUCCUACGGCGCGAUGGUCACCUCCCAGCUGCCUGCCCUGCACCCCAUCCUCGAGCCCUUCGCGGGGCCCCUGACCGGCACUCCCGCCGCCGAGAUCCGCCUGCGCGCGCAGCACCUCGCCGAGUCGCAGAACGCAGCCAUCCACGCCGCCGUGCGCGCCGCGCGGUCCAGAUCGCACGCGAGCCGCAACUCGCUCGGCGUGCGCGUCGGCGGCGACGAGGACCUGCUGCACGUGCGCAAGAGUCACGACGGCGGCGGCGGGCGCAGGUCCUUUUCUCUUGAGGAUGCUGAGGACAGGAUACGCAAGGGCGUUGCGGAGCUGGUGGCGCGCACGAGGCCAAAGCAUGGCCACCACGCGCGGAGUCUGAGCUGGCGGUCGAGGCAUAGGCAUGGCGGCAGUGCCGGGGACAGCAGCAGCAAGGCGUCGUCAGCGUCGGUGGAGGAUAUACCUGAGGAGGCGGCCGGAGAGGGCAGCGAGGCCAAGGAUUCAGAGCAUCAUCUUCCUGCGAUUCCAGAUCUGUAUGCCCCGCGCGUGGCGUAUCUGAUGGUGUCUCCGCCCGUAGGCAUGAUGACCAACCUGGCGACCAUGUCCUUCUCGCUGCCUUUCCUCAGGUCUCACAGCCACCAUAAGGAUCGUCGCGCCCCGGGCCACGAAGGACAUGACAGCGACAAGUCGCUGUCCGACCCCGAUACGGAUGUCGACCCGGACCGCAAGCUCGUUCGAAACCCGUCGAUGGUGAUCUAUGGCGACGCUGACAAGUUUCUGACGGCCAAGAAGAUGCGCGCCUGGUGCAAGCAGCUGUCGGAGGCCGAGAAGGGACGGUCUCAAUUCCGAUCGCACGAGGUCUCGACGGCUGGUCACUUCUGGACGGAGGGUAAGACUCUUUACGUCUUGCGGGAUGCUGUCGAUGCCUUUGCCAAGGAGCUGCUCCAGGGAGAGAAACAGUAG
This is a messenger RNA of Thyridium curvatum, 2433 nucleotides long. RefSeq lists its product as uncharacterized. Bases 1 to 2433 code for a protein of 810 amino acids. NCBI's taxonomy places the organism in Eukaryota, Fungi, Ascomycota, Sordariomycetes, Thyridiales, Thyridiaceae. The transcript is spliced from 4 exons. The record is from RefSeq and is a predicted model, not a curated record.